Aspergillus bombycis is the source of this 1164-nucleotide messenger RNA. RefSeq names its product C6 zinc finger domain protein. Gene Ontology annotation, molecular function: zinc ion binding; DNA-binding transcription factor activity, RNA polymerase II-specific. The record is from RefSeq and is a predicted model, not a curated record. The transcript is spliced from 3 exons. Lineage: Eukaryota; Fungi; Ascomycota; Eurotiomycetes; Eurotiales; Aspergillaceae. The coding region runs from base 1 to 1164 and encodes 387 amino acids. Gene Ontology annotation, biological process: regulation of DNA-templated transcription.
AUGUCCAGCAACCCCCACGAUUUCAGCGACCCUAAUCGACAGGGACAGUAUCCACCUCCUCAGUGGAACACUAGUCAACCUGAGGAUAACCCUUCCGCUCAUUAUCCGCCGGCUUCUCAAUACCCUUAUCCUCCGGCUUCGUACCCUCCACCGACUGCGGACCACCAAUAUCCUCCGCCGCCGUCACAGUAUCCGCCGCCGCCAAACAUGGCUGCCAUUCAUCCGCAUGUUCAGGGCCCGCAAGACCCCUACCGCCUUCCACCGCCCCCUGGUGCUUAUCGCCCCCCAGACGUUUACGCUCAACCACCUCCGCCCCAAGUGGUCUACCAAGCUGCCGCUCCACGACAGCGGACAGCUAUCGCCUGUCGUUACUGCCGGAGACGGAAGAUUAGGUGCUCGGGAUUCGAAAGUUCUCAGGAUGGGCGUUGCAGUAAUUGUAUCCGCUUUAACCAAGAGUGCAUGUUCACGCCAGUUUCCUCUCAGGCGCAAGCUUUUGUUCCUGCACAUGCUGCCUACCCACACCUGAGAAACGCACAGAACCAACCACGUGGUGGUGCCCCGGUAAUGCUUUAUGGUGCCCACGGUCAGCCUUUACCACCCCAACAACAACCUCAAGCUCCACCGGAUGCCACACUUCCUCCACCACAGGGAAUGUAUCAGAAUCCUUAUGGAAGCGCACCCCCACCUCUCUCAUCUCAAGAUCCUGUAAGUCCCACCUCAUCCCUAUUCGUCAAGUACACCCUUACUCACCGGUUCCUUUGCAAACAGCGACCUAUUGGCCGUCGCAGCUCGAGCUCAGGAUUCGAGUAUCCCGAUCCAACCAAUCUGGCACCCGUAACGCCGGCAACAUCUGCGCCAGGAUAUCAAGCACAUUCUACCUCAAGUCCAUACUAUCCACCUCCACCUCAGCAUGAUCGACGUCCUUCUCCGCAGUCGGCGUACCCUUACGAUAAUCGUCACUCCUCAUCUCCCCACAACUCACCCUAUCCUCCUAUGCACCCUGGUCAAAGCGCGAUGACACCCCCACCCACUUCUACCCCUGGUGGCUCGUCUCGUGGUGGCCUGAAUGUUCGUGACAUGUUGAAUCCAGGAGACAGCCAAGGUCGCUCUAGCACUGAUAGUGAUAUGCUGAAUGCCCUAAACCGGCGGGGCUUGAACCAGUAA